This is a messenger RNA of Salvia hispanica, 1398 nucleotides long. Its product is annotated as putative glucose-6-phosphate 1-epimerase. Gene Ontology annotation, cellular component: cytoplasm. The record is from RefSeq and is a predicted model, not a curated record. Lineage: Eukaryota; Viridiplantae; Streptophyta; Magnoliopsida; Lamiales; Lamiaceae. Gene Ontology annotation, biological process: carbohydrate metabolic process. Gene Ontology annotation, molecular function: carbohydrate binding; glucose-6-phosphate 1-epimerase activity.
AAAUUUCCGAUUCCCAUAACUGCUUUUGAUUACUGCAUGAUUUCAUUUUCAGUACGUGAAGCAAAGUAGAUUUGUGAAUUUCUCCGUUUGAUCGUCGAGUUUCUCGCGUGGAGUUCGAAUUUUCAGAUCGCACUGAGUGAUCACCCGAUUCCGUAGUUACAUUCGAUUUUCAGGCGGAGGACCGCGCAUUCUGAGGAAUUUAAAGGAGAAAUUGCGAAAAUGAACCGCCAGUCGUAUAGUUUCAUCCAUGAACGUGAUGCAUCGCCGAAGCUUCUUCUGUCGGAGCCCAGCGGUUACACUGCGGAGAUUCUCUUGUUUGGUGCGCAAGUGGUUUCCUGGAAGAAUGAGAGAAGACAAGAGUUGCUCUUCGUCAGCAGUAGGGCUGCGUGGAAUGUGUCAAAAGCCAUAAGGGGUGGCGUACCUAUUUGCUUUCCACAGUUUUCGAAUCUUGGUACACUGGAGCAACAUGGAUUUGCAAGGAACAGGUUAUGGUCAGUUGACAAGUCUCCUUCACCUUUGCCUUCGCCUUCGCCUCCAACUUCGACUUCAGCUUCAACUUCGACUUCGACUUCAGGCAGUACUCCGUCAACAAUAGAUCUCGUCUUGAAGUCCACUGAAGAUGACCUGAAGACUUGGCCACACAGAUUUGAGUUGCGUAUACGUAUUUCUUUGAGUGCUGGAAAGAUCACAUGGAUCCCUCGCGUGCGGAAUAUUGAUAGCAGGCCAUUCACUUUCACAUUUGCGCUGCGUAAUUACAUGCCUGUUUCUGAUAUCAGUGAAGUGCGUGUCGAGGGCUUGGAGACGCUAGAUUACUUUGAUCACUUGUUGCAAGGAGAAAGAUGUACUGAACAGGCGGAUGCAAUAACUUUCGACGGUGAGAUUGACCGAGCCUAUCUAAGCACACCGUCGAAGAUAGCUGUAAUUGAUCACGAGAGGAAAGUGACAUAUGAACUCCGCAAAGAAGCCAUGUGUGAUGCAGUUGUGUGGAACCCUUGGGAUAAGAAAGCAAAAGCUCUGCCAGAUUUAGGUGAUUCAGAUUACAAAAAAAUGGUAUGUGUGGAUUCAGCAGUUAUCGAAACCCCAAUAGCCUUGAAACCCGGUGAAGAGUGGAAGGGUCGACAAGAUCUGAUAUACGUCUCCUCAAGUUACUUCAGUGGGACGUUGGAUCCUUCAAAAGUUCUCGGCUACAUGGGAAUGAAGUAAUGGAUAUUCAUCUGCACAAAAGCACUUCUUGUUCAGCAUUCGCUCUGUAUAUGCUAAUCCAUAUUCCUGUACAAUGAUGGUCCUCCUCUUUCGAUCUAUAAGAUACGAGAAGCAUCAAUGCAGUAUUGACAUUGAUACAAAUGAGUAUGAUUCUCAUUCGAGUUUAUGGAGUAACAAAGAUUGCAACUUUUGAUA